This is a messenger RNA of Felis catus (domestic cat), 3557 nucleotides long. It is a transcript of the gene TAS1R3, whose product is annotated as taste 1 receptor member 3. Gene Ontology annotation, biological process: sensory perception of umami taste; G protein-coupled receptor signaling pathway; sensory perception of sweet taste. The coding region runs from base 207 to 2636 and encodes 809 amino acids. Gene Ontology annotation, cellular component: membrane. The transcript has 5 exons. Lineage: Eukaryota; Metazoa; Chordata; Mammalia; Carnivora; Felidae. Gene Ontology annotation, molecular function: G protein-coupled receptor activity; sweet taste receptor activity. The record is from RefSeq and is a predicted model, not a curated record.
GGGGAGGGCGCAACGUCCUGCUUGUCACAGCAGCUCAGGAUGCAGGGGGACUAUGUGCUGGGUGGGCUCUUCCCUCUGGGCUCUGCCGAGGGUACAGGUCUUGGCGACGGGCUGCAGCCCAAUGCCACCGUGUGCACCAGGUAGGAAUGCAGGGGGUGGGGAGCGAGGCUGGGAGUGGCUCGGGUCGGGGGUGCUCCUGAGUGGGGAUGAGGUGUCGGCCACCCGCAGCCCUGUGUGGCCCCAGGUUCUCGUCUCUGGGCCUGCUCUGGGCGCUGGCCGUGAAGAUGGCGGUGGAGGAGAUCAACAACGGGUCGGCCCUGCUGCCCGGGCUGCACCUGGGCUAUGACCUCUUUGACACGUGUUCAGAGCCCAUGGUGGCCAUGAAGCCCAGCCUCGUGUUCAUGGCCAAAGCAGGCAGCUGCAGCAUUGCCGCCUACUGCAAUUACACACAGUACCAGCCCCGCGUGCUGGCCGUCAUCGGGCCCCACUCGUCCGAGCUCGCCCUCGUCACCGGCAAGUUCUUCAGCUUCUUCCUUGUGCCUCAGGUCAGCUACGGCGCCAGCACCGACCGGCUGAGCAACCGGGAGAUCUUCCCGUCCUUCUUCCGCACGGUGCCCAGCGACCAGGUGCAGGUGGCGGCCAUGGUGGAGCUGCUGCAGGAGCUCGGCUGGAACUGGGUGGCGGCGGUGGGUAGUGACGACGAGUAUGGCCGGCAGGGCCUGAGCCUCUUCUCCGGCCUGGCCAGCGCCAGGGGCAUCUGCAUCGCGCAUGAGGGCCUGGUGCCACUGCCGCCAGGCAGCCUGCGGCUGGGCGCCCUACAGGGCCUGCUGCGCCAGGUGAACCAGAGCAGCGUGCAGGUGGUGGUGCUGUUCUCCUCCGCCCACGCGGCCCGCACCCUCUUCAGCUACAGCAUCCGCUGCAAGCUCUCACCCAAGGUGUGGGUGGCCAGCGAGGCCUGGCUGACCUCAGACCUGGUCAUGACGCUGCCCGGCAUGCCUGGGGUGGGCACCGUGCUGGGCUUCCUGCAGCAGGGCGCCCCGAUGCCGGAGUUCCCAUCCUACGUGCGGACCCGCCUGGCCCUGGCCGCUGACCCUGCCUUCUGCGCCUCGCUGGACGCUGAACAGCCAGGCCUGGAGGAGCACGUGGUGGGGCCACGCUGCCCCCAAUGUGACCACGUCACGCUAGAGAACCUAUCUGCGGGGCUGCUGCACCACCAGACCUUCGCUGCCUACGCGGCUGUGUAUGGCGUGGCCCAGGCCCUUCACAACACACUGCGCUGCAAUGCCUCGGGCUGCCCCAGGCGGGAGCCUGUGCGGCCCUGGCAGCUCCUAGAGAACAUGUACAACGUGAGCUUCCGUGCUCGCGGCCUGGCACUGCAGUUCGACGCCAGCGGGAACGUGAACGUGGAUUACGACCUGAAACUGUGGGUGUGGCAGGACCCGACGCCCGAGCUGCGCACCGUAGGCACCUUCAAGGGCCGCCUGGAGCUCUGGCGCUCUCAGAUGUGCUGGCACACGCCGGGGAAGCAGCCCGUGUCCCAGUGCUCCCGGCAGUGCAAGGAGGGCCAGGUGCGCCGCGUGAAGGGCUUCCACUCUUGCUGUUACGACUGCGUGGACUGCAAGGCGGGCAGUUAUCAGCGCAACCCAGAUGACCUCCUCUGCACCCAGUGUGACCAGGACCAGUGGUCCCCAGACCGGAGCACACGCUGCUUCGCCCGCAAGCCCAUGUUCCUGGCAUGGGGGGAGCCAGCCGUGCUGCUACUGCUCGCGCUGCUGGCUCUGGCGCUGGGCCUGGCGCUGGCAGCCCUGGGGCUCUUCCUCUGGCACUCGGACAGCCCGCUGGUUCAGGCCUCAGGUGGGCCACGGGCCUGCUUUGGCCUGGCCUGCCUGGGCCUGGUCUGCCUCAGUGUCCUCCUGUUCCCUGGCCAGCCAGGCCCUGCCAGCUGCCUGGCCCAGCAGCCACUGUUCCACCUCCCACUCACUGGCUGCCUGAGCACGCUUUUCCUGCAAGCGGCCGAGAUAUUUGUGGGGUCGGAGCUGCCACCAAGCUGGGCUGAGAAGAUGCGUGGCCGCCUGCGGGGGCCCUGGGCCUGGCUGGUGGUGCUGCUUGCUAUGCUGGCAGAAGCCGCAUUGUGUGCCUGGUACCUGGUAGCCUUCCCGCCAGAGGUGGUGACGGACUGGCGGGUACUGCCCACAGAGGCGCUGGUGCACUGCCACGUGCACUCCUGGAUCAGCUUCGGCCUGGUGCAUGCCACUAACGCCAUGCUGGCCUUCCUCUGCUUCCUGGGCACUUUCCUGGUGCAGAGCCGGCCAGGCCGCUACAAUGGUGCCCGCGGCCUCACCUUUGCCAUGCUGGCCUACUUCAUCACCUGGAUCUCCUUUGUGCCCCUCUUUGCCAAUGUGCACGUGGCCUACCAGCCUGCCGUGCAGAUGGGCACCAUCCUCCUCUGUGCCCUGGGUAUCCUAGCCACCUUCCACCUGCCCAAGUGCUACCUGCUGCUGCAGCGGCCGGAGCUCAACACCCCUGAGUUCUUCCUGGAAGACAAUGCCAGAGCACAGGGCAGCAGUUGGGGGCAGGGGAGGGGAGAAUCGGGGCAAAAACAAGUGACACCUGAUCCAGUGACCUCACCGCAGUGAGCCUACUAGACUUAGUUGAGAUGCCCCCAAACUGAGUUCUUAUGAAGCAACCCAGACAGUACCUCAACUGCCGAGACCACCCCCAGUUCUAGAUCUUGACAGCAGGCUGACCGCUGACCUGGAUGCCACAAUGAUCCUUGGGCCUGCAGCACUCAGGAAGGUCCUCAGCACCCACCUGGGGCCCCAGAGAGACUCUGCCCCUGUCCCAGCCAAGCCCUGGCCAGGGCCUACCCAGGUGAUCCAGCCCUACUGUUCCAGAAUAAAGCCAACAAAAGUUUCCUCGGGGCUCCUUAGCUCAGGCCAAGAGCUCAGGAAGGCCCCUAGCCAGACCACUUGAAGGCCAAGCUGGGCAUCACUUGCCUGGCCAGGCCCAGCCUGGAGACCCCAGCCAGCACCCCCUCCAAGCAUCACAGGGGUGGGAGGUUGGUGGGUGGUGGUCAGCUGUGCUGACUCCUCCGCAGAGGCACGUGACAGACCGUGGUUCCCAGAGUGGUGCAGGAAUAGUGAGCAGGGCAGAAGCCCACUUAGUGGGGGAGGGAGACACCCAAACUCUUCCCCUCCCUGGCCCAACCCAAGCGGGUAAAAUGGGGUCAGCCGCCACCAGCACCGUGGACAGAGCCCAGGCAGGGUGGUGGUGGGACUCAGCACCAAGGCCAGCACCCACGACGAAGACCCCUGGAGCCGGGAGGCAGCACCACGGACAGAAGACCAGCCACGGACUCUGCUGGCAGCCAGCACCGGGGACAGAGCCUUGUGGCGGACCCGGGAACCCAGAGCGCAGCACCUGGCCAGUCCUGGGUCAGCUCUUAGCCAGGCCCUGGGGAGGCUGGACAAGUCUUCUAAGGUACCCCGGCAGGAGAGAAGAGACAGUCCACACGUCAGUCCCAUAAAAUUAAAUGCUUUUUAGUCUUUAAAAUAGCA